AAAAUAUUAAAAUAUUAAAUUCAUAUUCAGAACAACUGUGAAAAUACAUUUUGAAUCAGUGAAGAAACACCUCUAACAGUCUCCUGAAUAAGAUGGGUCUUUUAUUUUGAAGGCAGGGGGCAGCGGACGUGCGGCUGUUGUUUCCGGUGGUUGUGUUUGGUGUCGUCUGUCUCGGCUCAGCUCGGCUCUGUUCGGCUCGGCUCAGAACCGACCAGCAGCGGUGGUAUCGGCUGUAGUGGACCUGUGAGUGACCGAGGAGGAAAGAUGGCGGCCCCUGCUCUCUCCGGUCGGGCUGGCUCGGCGGGAAGCCUCGGGAACAGCCCCACCAUGGCCGCCGGCAGACUCCCGCACGGAGGCGGCGGCGUCGGGCCCGAGCUCGACUUCAGGUCGGCCGCUCGUAUGGAGGACCUGAACCGACUGAUCCAGGAGUUCAGCAAGCACGACCAGAGAGAGUACGACGACCAGCGGGCUCUGGAGAUCCACACGGCGAAGGACUUCAUCUUCUCCAUGCUGGGAAUGGUACAGAAGUUGGACCAGAAGCUCCCGGUGGCCAAUGAGUACCUCCUCCUGUCGGGAGGUGUUCGAGAGGGUGUGGUGGACAUGGAUCUGGACGACCUUAGUGUCUACGCCCGUGGAACAGAUUACGACAUGGACUUCACCCUGCUCGUCCCAGCACUUAAACUCCAUGACCGUAACCAGCCGGUGACUCUGGACAUGAGGCACUCGGCUCUGGGCCACUCUUGGCUCAGCCUCCGCCUUUUCGAUGAAGGUACCAUCAACAAAUGGAAGGAUUGCUGCACCAUAGUCGACCACAUCAACGGGACUACCAACUACUUCUUCUCACCGACACUUGUGGCUGACUGGUUCUACCAGUCCAUCUCCCUGGUGCUGCUGGAGGUACAGAAGAAGCCGCAGAGAGGGAUGCCCAGAGUGGAGAAGGUGGAGAGGAACGGCACCAUCAUCUCCGUCAUCCUGGGGGUGGGAAGCAGCCGGAUGCUCUACGACAUCGUCCCCGUGGUGUCGUUUAAAGGCUGGCCGGCCGUUGCUCAGAGUUGGCUGAUGGAGAACCACUUCUGGGAUGGAAAGAUCACCGAAGAGGAGGUGAUCAGCGGCUUCUACCUCGUCCCAGCCUGCUCCUUCAAAGGCCGCAAGGAGAACGAGUGGCGCUUGUCGUUCGCCCGCAGUGAGGUGCAGCUGAAGAAGUGCAUCUCCUCUAGCCUGAUGCAGGCGUACCAGGCCUGUAAAGCCAUCAUCAUUAAGCUGCUGUCCCGCCCCAAAGCCAUCAGCCCCUACCACCUUCGCAGCAUCAUGCUGUGGGCGUGUGACCGCCUCCCUGCCAACUACCUGGCACAGGACGACUUCUCCGCCCACUUCCUCCUGGGCCUGAUUGAUGACCUGCAGCACUGCCUCGUCAACAAGAUGUGUCCGAAUUACUUCAUUCCUCAGUGCAACAUGCUGGAACACCUGUCGGAUGAGACGGCCAUGCUGCACGCCCGCAAACUCUCCUCAGUGCGCUCGGACCCCGCAGAGCACCUCCGCACUACCAUCGAGCACGCCAAGGCUGCCAACAGGUUGACGGUGGACCUGCAGUGGCGAGGCAGUGCCAACAACCUGCCGUCUCCGCAGUCUGACGCAGGUGGGGAGAACCAGCCAGAUGACCGACUCGCCAAGAAGCUCCAGCAGCUGGUCACAGAGAAUCCUGGGAAGUCCAUCUCAGUCUUUAUAAACCCAGACGACGUCACACGGCCCCAUUUCCGUAUUGAUGACAAGUUUUUCUGAGACUCUCCUAGACGUCUUCUUCCCUUUUCCCCUCUGCCUUCCCUCUUCACACCUUGUGCCCCGCCUCCUCUAAAACUUUAUUUUGUACAUUUUUUAUGUUUCUCUGCCACAGAGUGAAGUGAGGUGAUCGUCUAGUUAUGUCUGCCACAGUUUUUUUUAUUUUUUUUUAUUUUUAUUUUUCUAUUCCCUUUCCCCUCUUCCCUCCUCUUUCACUGUGUGCCCUGUGUUUUUUACCUGCUGAUUGCCUUUUAAACAGACAGCUGAAUAGCAGCAGGUUGUUUUUAAAGCUGAAGGAUGAGGAAAAAAUUCCUCCUGAAGAUGGAGUGGAUGUUCCUACGUAAGGGUAGUUUAAUUAUCAGGGAUCCUGGGAAUGACGGGACACCAACAACUCCUGAACACGCCACAGAAGCUUGUUCAAGAUAUAAAUGUGGUUCAUUUAUAUAGAUAAAGCUAGUAGUAAUCACUUAACACGCCUAAUAGUACUAAAUAACCCAUAUAAAAGAUGAUACAAAUUCAUGAUCAUGGAAAUCCAGGUUUCCAUAUUCAUUCCCAACCUUGGAUUAAAGGAAUUUUUAAUUGUGAGAUGCUCUCUGAGACGUCAGAAGUAAGGGCUAGUUUCUCAGAUAGUAUCAUAUUGCUGGCUUUCAUAUCAAUGCCCAGGAGAGCAGCAACUUUAUUGAGUGCACUGACAUGGAUUUGAGUGUCCUGGUUUUGAUUGUGCUACUAAGUAUUUCAUUUCAUUUGGGUGUAUUCCGAUGUUCGAAAUUAGCAUUCACCUAAGCUCAUGAUCAGGGAUUUAUAGCCCUCCAUUUCCCAAACAACAGCUUUAUUGACCCAAACACAAGAUAAAUACAUCGAACUGUCUGUACUUUUGUAGACUUUCAUGUUGGUGGUAUACAGGUAUAUCUCUACUGGAGAUAUACCUGUAUGUGAACAUCACUGAAGCUAAGUCCUGGAUGGGACUUUUCUCAGUUUAGUGAUUUAAAUAAUGCCGCUGUUCUGUAAAAGGGCUCAACAGGACAAAAACAUAAAGUUUAAAUUACUAUUGAAGCCCCAAUGUAGUUUUAAGCCGAUGUAGACAUGUUGUUUUGAAGAGAUGAAGAAUAAGAUGCUUGGUGCUGCAGCUCCAUGUAGUAUUGAAUGGUAGCUGCUGACAGUAAACUCUUUUUGCCCUCCAGUUGUCAGAGUUGGUCUAAAACAGGGGUGUCAAACUCAAUCACAGCAGGGGCCGAAAUCUGAAUUUAGGUCUAACCUGAGGGCCUAACAGGGUCAAGAUUUAACCAAAAACUGUCAACCGUGUUUUCACAGGUAAUGAAUUUUGGGGUGAUGAUAAAUGAUUUUAAAAUUUCUACAAAAUAAAAAGUCAAAAUGAUUAAAUAUCACAGCAUCAAUAAAUCUGAGAUAGUCAACUUUUUAAGUCCUAAAGGCCAAAAUACAAAAUUAAAAGUCAAAAUAAGGUUUUAAAAGGCAAAUAUAUGAGAUAGAGACUUAAAAUCAUGAGUUUAAAGGUCAAGAUAUGAGAUAAAAUACAAAAUCAAGAGU
Molecule: messenger RNA, 3321 nt
Organism: Cheilinus undulatus (humphead wrasse)
Lineage: Eukaryota; Metazoa; Chordata; Actinopteri; Labriformes; Labridae
Product: protein MB21D2
Exons: 2
Coding region: 265-1779 (504 amino acids)
Source: RefSeq, a predicted model, not a curated record